This is a messenger RNA of Anopheles maculipalpis, 1123 nucleotides long. RefSeq names its product protein vestigial (gene vg). Bases 39 to 1112 code for a protein of 357 amino acids. Gene Ontology annotation, cellular component: nucleus. The transcript is spliced from 7 exons. Gene Ontology annotation, biological process: regulation of transcription by RNA polymerase II. The record is from RefSeq and is a predicted model, not a curated record. Lineage: Eukaryota; Metazoa; Arthropoda; Insecta; Diptera; Culicidae.
GGCGGGUGUGUUCAGUGCGGUUGGCCGGUUCGAGCGCAAUGGCAGUAUCCUGCCCGGAAGUUAUGUACGGUGCAUACUAUCCUUAUUUGUACGGCCGUGCCGGACCAAGUCGACCAUUUUAUCAGUAUGAAAGGUUCAAUCAAGAUCUUUACUCAUCGUCCGGUGUGCCGCUGGCCGCAUCGUCUAGCACGUCGGCCGGAUCGCAUUCACCCUGCAGUCCGCUGUUACCUCCGUCGUUACCUUCGAACGUAGCGGCCGUGGCAGCCGCGGCACAGUCCAGCUCGGCCCUUACCUCCUCGGCGACGGUAACCUCCGUCAACCAGACCGCCAUACCGACCAUCCCGCUAGGUGCACUGCAGAGGCACAUUACCAAAGAGGAAGACAUCAGCACAGCCCGAAGUGACACGGAAGGAACCAUAUCCGGUGCGCACAACGAUAGUUCGUGCUCUUCCGGCCCCGACUCACCGCACAAUCUUAACCAGCAGCAGACGGAUGCGAGCGGGUUGGCAGCGGCCGCAGCAGCAGCCGUGGCCGGCGGUGGCAGUGGCGAAUCGUCCAGCGGUGGCAGCGGUCUGAUGGCCGGUGGAAGCGGUAACGGUCGGGCCCAGUACGUGUCGGCGACGUGUGUUGUGUUCACGCACUACUCGGGCGAUGCGGCGAGCGUGGUGGACGAACACUUUUCUAGGGCGUUAAAUUUUAGCGAUAAGAAUAAUAAAGCAGGAUACAGUUCGAUGUCGAGUAGAAACUUCCCUCCCUCAUUCUGGAACAGUAACUACGUUCCCCCAACACCUGCCCCAACGCAUCAUCAGGUUUCCGACCUUUACUCCACCGACGGUGGUUAUUCGACGGAUCCGUGGCAUGCGGCACACUACGGCUCGUACGCACACGCUGCCCAUGCGCAUGCCGCACACGCCCACGCGUACCACCACAAUAUGGCCCAAUAUGGCAGCUUACUGAGGUUACCCCAACAGUACGGACACACGUCCAGAUUACACCACGACCAACAGACGGCACACGCGUUAGAGAGUGCAGCGGCGUACACGAGCUAUCCAACGAUGGCAGGAUUAGAAGCGCAAGUACAGGAAUCGUCGAAGGAUUUGUACUGGUUCUAGAUAGUCAAACG